Molecule: messenger RNA, 2112 nt
Organism: Aureobasidium vineae
Lineage: Eukaryota; Fungi; Ascomycota; Dothideomycetes; Dothideales; Saccotheciaceae
Source: the annotation of a GenBank genome assembly
AUGGCGGUGAACCGACUCCGCAGUGCACUGGCGGUACCUCGCAAGGGCGAGACGUACGAGCUUCGUGCUGGUCUGGUGUCGCAAUACGCCUACGAGCGUAAGGAGUCCAUCCAGAAGACCAUCAUGGCCAUGACGCUAGGAAAAGAUGUGUCUGCUCUAUUCCCCGAUGUGCUCAAGAACAUAGCCACCGGCGAUUUGGACCAGAAGAAGCUCGUCUACCUAUACCUCAUGAACUACGCCAAAAGUCAUCCCGACCUCUGCAUCCUGGCCGUCAACACUUUCGUACAAGACUCAGAAGACCCAAACCCUCUGGUCAGAGCACUGGCUAUCCGUACUAUGGGGUGUAUCCGAGUCGAUAAGAUGGUCGAUUACAUGGAGGAGCCGCUACGGAAGACGUUACGAGACGAGAGUCCCUACGUGCGCAAGACUGCUGCCUUGUGUGUGGCCAAGCUCUUCGACCUCAACCCGUCCAUGUGUCUGGAGAACGGCUUCUUGGAGACAUUGCAGGAGAUGAUUAGCGAUUCGAAUCCUAUGGUUGUCGCCAACUGUGUGACCGCACUCGUCGAGAUCGGAGAGGCAGCUCCCGAGACAAACGCCCUGAUCGUGACGCCUCAGACCCUGAAGAAGCUCCUACUCGCCCUCAACGAGUGCACUGAGUGGGGCCGCAUUACCAUUCUGUCCACCCUGGCCGACUACAAGCCCACCGAGCAGAAGGAAGCUGAGCACAUUUGCGAGCGCGUUGUACCACAAUUCCAACAUGCCAACCCUAGUGUCGUUCUGGCUGCUGUCAAGUUCACACUCGUAUCCUCUCAACCCGAAGUCCAAUACGUCGCUCUGCGCAACAUCGACCUCCUACUCCAGAAGCAGCCUUCCCUCUUGUCCAAGGAGAUGCGCGUCUUCUUCUGCAAAUAUAACGACCCUCCGUAUCUCAAGUUCCAAAAACUUCAGAUUAUGGUUCGCAUCGCCAACGACUCAAAUGUGGAACAGUUGCUUGCCGAAUUGAAAGAGUAUGCUAUGGAAGUCGAUAUGGAUUUCGUUAGAAGAGCCAUCAAAGCCAUCGGCCAGGUUGCCAUUAAGAUUGAAAACGCCUGCGAGAAGGCUGUCAACGUCUUGCUUGAACUUAUCAACACCAAGCAAGCAUACGUUGUGCAAGAGGUCGUGGUCGUCAUCAAGGACAUCUUCAGAAAAUACCCUGGUUAUGAGGGCAUUAUCCCUACGCUGUGUCAAUGCAUCGAUGACUUGGACGAGCCGACUGCAAGAGGCGCCUUGAUCUGGAUUGUUGGCGAGUAUGCUGAGAAAAUCAGUAACGCUGGUGAUAUCCUAUCUGGCUUCGUCGAUGGUUUCGCGGAAGAAUUUACUCAGAAGCCUGACCAAGCUCAAGGACUGGUCCAAAAAGUUCUCCAAACUGCAACUGUAGAGUGCGACAACCCAGAUAUCCGUGACAGAGCAUACGUCUAUUGGCGACUCCUGUCGAGUGAUCCUCAAAUCGCAAAGAAUAUUGUUCUCGCACAACGACCGGCCAUCACCUCAACAAUCUCAACCCUACCGAUACCGCUGCUCGACUCGCUCAUGCCAGACCUCUCGACGCUCGCAUCAGUCUACCACAAGCCGCCACAGACCUUCCUUGGUCAAGGUCGCUCAUCCGCCAACGCUCUGCAAGAAGCUGCCAUCGAGGAAGCGGCUCAGAACGCACGCGAGAACCCCUUGGCCGCUGCAGCUGCCGCGGCCGCUGCCUCAGGACAAGGCAGCACUGUACAAAGUCACGCCGAGAACCUACUCGAUAUCGACUUUGACGGUGCAGCACCGGCAAGUAUGCAAAAGGCACCUUCGGGCGGCUCAUCAGGACUUGAAGGACUUGCCGGUACACCCAUGCGUGUUGCCAGCCCAACGACUAAUGAACCUGUCGGUGGCGGCAUGGAAGAUCUCAUGGGUAUCUUCGGCUCUUCCGAUGGUGCUUCUGCCGCACCUGCCGCAGGAAACACUGGCUCUGAUGACUUGAUGAAUGGAUUCGCGAGCUUGAACAUGGAGGCUUCGCAACCGCCGCCACCACAGACACAGCUGCAAGGUGGAGGUGGCAACAAGGCCAACGAAGACAUCCUUGGUCUAUUCUAG